UAAAGCCAUCAGAUUUCUUCCUUGAUUCUGUCCAAAACAUUUUUGGUCGCUGCCUAAACCAAGGAGCUGCCCCCGUCCACUUUAACACUUCCAUCGUCUCAUCUCUUUCUGCUCCUCCUCGCACCAAAAGAAAAAAAAAUGGCUGAUAUACCCAUCAGAAUCGGAAUCAUUGGCUGCGCCGAUAUAGCCCGCAAAGUCUCCCGAGCCAUCCAACUCGCUCCGAACGCCACGCUCUCCGCCGUCGCCAGCCGCUCCAUCGACAAAGCCGCCAAUUUCGCCAAGGCCAACGGGUUCCCACCUGAAGCCAAGAUCUACGGCUCCUACGAGUCCCUCUUAGACGACCCAGACAUCGACGCCGUUUAUUUACCCUUACCCACUAGCCUCCACCACAAAUGGGCAGUGUUGACGGCUCAGAAGAAGAAGCAUCUGCUAAUGGAGAAACCCCUGGCUUUGAACGUGGCACAGUUUGAUGAGAUUUUAAAGGCUUGUGAAGAAAAUGGGGUUCAGAUUAUGGAUGGGACCAUGUGGGUGCAUCAUCCCAGGACCUAUAAAAUGAAGGAGUUUUUAAACGAUAAGGAGCGGUUUGGUCUGCUUAAAUCGGUAAAUAGCUGCUUCACAUUUUUUGCUGAUCCAGAUUUUCUCAAGAAUGACAUUCGUGUGAAGCCGGAUCUUGAUGCACUUGGUGCUCUUGGCGAUGCUGGGUGGUAUGGCAUCAGGUCAGUCCUUUGGGCAGCUGAUUAUGAGCUGCCCAAGACUGUUACAGCCAUGCAAGGUCCUGUUCUCAAUGAAGCAGGGGUAAUUCUAGCUUGUGGGGCUUCACUAUACUGGGAAGAUGGCAAAGUUGCAACCUUCCAUUGCUCUUUCUUAUCAAAUUUGACAAUGAAUCUCACCGCUAUAGGAACAUUUGGAACUUUGCAUCUCACAGAUUUCAUCAUUCCUUACCAAGAGCAUGAGGCCUCUUAUACUACAUCCUCAAAGCCUCAAUUUAAUGAACUUGUAACAGGAUGGGUGCCAAUUCCAAGUGAACACACUGUCACCGUAAAUUUACCUCAGGAAGCCUGCAUGGUCAGAGAGUUUGCUAGCUUGGUUGAAAAUAUUAAAAAGAAUGGUGCGCAGCCAGAUAAAAAGUGGCCGACAAUCAGCAGGAAGACACAGUUGGUUCUUGAUGCAGUGAAGGCAUCCAUUGAGAAAGGUUUUGAAGCUGUUGAAAUUGUGAGUUAAUGUGGUGGUUGCUUGGGCUACCAAUUAUUUAUGAAUGUUAGAAUGAUCCGUUUCUAAAUGGCCUCUCACAUCACUUAAACAUGUAUUGUGAGACAGUGCCUGUGGUGCAGUACUUUCUAGCAUCAAUAUGAACAUCUAGUUGGUUACUUUAAACUACCUAUUUCAGUUGAAUAAGAACUUAGAUGACAAACUUUAGUGGUGAAAGUCCCAGACCUGCCAUGGUGCUCUGGUGGAUCGAAGUUAAUUCUAGAAUGUUUUGGGAAUGCACUCAUCAAUGUACUUUGGAUUAUCAGUUGGUUGCCAUCAUUUCUGAACAUGUCUGCUACUAUUAUCAUCUAUGUUUAUAUUCGAAAUAGGCAUA
Messenger RNA from Theobroma cacao (cacao), 1582 nucleotides. RefSeq names its product Oxidoreductase family protein. Lineage: Eukaryota; Viridiplantae; Streptophyta; Magnoliopsida; Malvales; Malvaceae. The record is from RefSeq and is a predicted model, not a curated record. Gene Ontology annotation, molecular function: nucleotide binding.